Molecule: messenger RNA, 4012 nt
Organism: Pantherophis guttatus
Lineage: Eukaryota; Metazoa; Chordata; Lepidosauria; Squamata; Colubridae
Biological process (GO): regulation of transcription by RNA polymerase II
Cellular component (GO): nucleus
Molecular function (GO): RNA polymerase II transcription regulatory region sequence-specific DNA binding; DNA-binding transcription factor activity, RNA polymerase II-specific
Source: RefSeq, a predicted model, not a curated record
CUGGAACGAGUUGAAACGAUAGAGUAUUGGAUUGCCAGAGAGGAUGUGGAGAAGAGGCGAAGGGCAGAGUAACUUCGUCUUCCGGGUCACCCACGGGAGGAUAAUGGCGUCGGCGGAGCCUCUUGUGCUGCUUGGAGGGUGGAAGCGGCUCCUGGGAGAUAAAGGGGAUGCCAAGAAGAGCACUUUGGACAACAGAGAAUGAGAAGCAGUAUUACAAUGUAAAACAAGCCAUCAAUCAAAAUCUUUCCCACUUCCUCUGCAAAUGGUAAAAACUCACCUCUUUCCUCAGCAGAUGAGAGACAAGGGAGAGAAUAAAAUCAAGAAUUUUUUUACUUGGAAAUAAAUACAGGAUCUGGAACUCAAGAAAAUAUUACAUGAAAAGUCAAGGAGGAUAAUUUCCAAAUAAGGAAAAAGAGGGAAAUACCUGGAAAUCUGUGGGAAGAAAAAUGUCACUUGGAUAGCCAAAAUGGGCAGGCAUUAAUUAAAGCCUUUGGUAAAGGAAAUAAUGGCUAGGAGCCUUGGUAGUACAGUGGACUAAAGCACACUGUUAUUAACAUCUGCUGCUUGCAGUUACUGCAAGUUCAAAUCUCACCAGGCUCAGGGUUGACUCAGCCUUCCAUCCUUUCAAAGGUAGGUAAAAUGAGGACCCAGAUUGUGGGGGCAAUAAGCUGAGUUUGUAUAAAACAUACAAAAGUAUGAAGGCUAUUGCUUAAUGCAUUGUAAGCCGCCCUGAGUCUCUGGAGAAGGGCGGCAUAUAAAUUAAAGCCAAAAAAAAAAAAAAAAAAGAAUCAAAGAACCUCCAAGUAAGGGAUCACAAAUAUUUUUUGCCUCUUCAAGAAUCCAAAAAUAUCAGUUUUGGAAAAAACCCUGAUUAUGCAUGAGAAGAUCCAUCCAGUGAAAAAUGAUAUAAACGUUUAGAGUGUGGCAAAAGCCUUUACUCAGAAAAGCUUCCUCAAGAUUCAUUGAAUGACCCAUAUCGGAGAGAAAAUCUAUUAGUGCUGCCAAUACAACAAAAUAUUAAACAUGAACACCAAUGUGGUGAGACAGAAGAGGACUCAGACUGGGGAGACAAACUUUGAAUGCCCUGAUUGUGGGGAAAGAUUCACACAGAAUUAUGAUCUGAUGAUACACCAGAGGACUCACAUGCAAGAGAAACCAUAUAAGUGUUCCGACUGUGGAAAACGUUUCAUUUGGAUUUGUCACAUGAAGAUACACCAGAUGACUCACAAAGGAGAAAAUCUAUAUCAGUGCCAAGAUUGUGGGAAAGGUUUUACUUGCAAUUCUCUCCUGGUAGAACAUCAGAGGACUCACACAAGAGAGAGACCAUAUAAGUGUCCUGAUUGUGGGAAAGAUUUCUCUCGGAAAUUUAAUCUGGUGAAGCAUCAGAGGACUCACACAGGAGAGAGACCAUAUGAGUGUCCUGAUUGUGGGAAAGAUUUCCCUCAGAAAUUUAACCUGGUGAAACAUCAGAGGACUCACACAGGAGAGAGACCAUAUGAGUGUCCUGAUUGUGGGAAAGAUUUCCCUCAGAAAUUUAACCUGGUGAAUCAUCAGAGGACUCACACAAAAGAGAAACCAUAUAAAUGUCCUGAUUGUGGGAAAAGUUUCAGUCACAAUUCCUACCUGGUGAAACACCAAAUGACUCACACAGGAGAGAAACCAUAUAAAUGUCAUGAUUGUGGCAAAAGUUUCAGUCAGAAUUCCUAUCUGGUGAAACACAUGAAAACUCACAUGGCAGAGAAACAGUAUGAGUGUCCAGAGUGUGGGAAAUGUUUCAGUCAGAAUUCCUACCUAGUGAUACACCAGAAGACACACACAGGAGAGAAACUGUACGAAUGUCCAGAAUGUCAGGAAAGUUUCACUAUUAAAUCUGAAUUGGUGAAGCACCAGAAGACUCAUAGAGGAGAGAGACUGUAUGAGUGUCCUGAUUGUGGGAAAUGCUUCCCUCGGAAUUCCAAGCUGUUAAGACACCAGAGAACUCACACGGGAGAGAAACCAUAUGAGUGUCUGUAUUGUGGGAAAACUUUCAGUCAGAAUUGCAACCGAGUUAUACACCAGAAAACUCACACAGGAGAAAAACCAUAUCAGUGUCCAGAUUGUGGGAAAAGUUUCAAUCAGAAUUCCUACUUGGUGAAACACCAGAGGAUUCACACAGGAGAAAAACCGUAUAAGUGUCUUGAAUGUGGGAAAAGUUUCAGUCGGAAUUCCCAUUUGAUGAUACACUUGAGGAGUCACACAGGAGAGAAACCGUAUGAAUGUCCGGAUUGUGGGAAAGAUUUCCGUUAUAUGUCUACCCUUAUAAAUCAUGUAAGGUUACACAUAGGGGAGUAACCAUUCAAAUGCCCAGAUUGUGGGCAGUGUUCCUCCCACACAAAGUUCCUCCCUUAUCACACAAGAAAUUCCAAGUGAGGCAAAAUUUGAUUUUCAUUUCUUGUCUCUCAUUGGAAGCCCCAUUGAACAAUAAUUACUUAUGUGUUUCUUUUUAGUGAAAUUUGUCUUCGUAUCAAAAAUGAGUGAGGACUAGACUAGACUAAGAAUAGAAUAGAAUAGAAUAGAAUAGAAUAGAAUAGAAUAGAAUAGAAUAGAAUAGAAUAGAAUAGAAUAGAAUAGAAUAGAAUAGAAUAGAAUAGAAUAGAAUAGAAUAGAAUAGAAUAAUAAAGUUGGAAGGGACUUUGUCAUCUAUAUGCCUGUGAUGGCUAACCUAUGGCACGUGUGCCACAGCUGGCACGCAGAGCCCUCUGCGGGCAUGCAAGCCAUCACGCAGCUCAGUUCAACCAUGCAUACGUGCACGCCUCCCACCGGCCAGCUGAUUUUUGAGAUGUGCAGGGGGCGGGGCGCAUGGGGGAGACACGCACACAAUUGUUGAGGUGACGUGCCCGUGGGGGGGGGUGUUGCACAUCCCCCCACGCCCCGUUUUUGUUCCCAGGAGGCUGCAGGUAGGUCUACUAGGCCCAAAACAGGGCGCAGGGGAGAGCGGUGUGCCCCCCCCACGGCCCAUUUUUGGUCUUGGGAGGCUGCAGGGAGGCCCACUAGGCCCAAAAUGGGGGGCGGGUGGUGGAGAAGUGUGGGGGCUCAUGUGUGCAUGGGCGGAGGGGCACGGGAGGGUCGUGCCCGCAUGUGCAGGGGGAGUGUGGGGCAUGUGUGCAUUGCCUUAUGGGUGCUGGCACACGUGCGUGCUGUCGACAAAAAGAUUAGCCAUCACUGCCCUAUACCAUUUCUGACACGUGGCAGUCGCGUCUCUUCUUGAAAACAUCCGGUGAUGUAGCAACCAUAACUACUGAAGGCAAGCUCUUCCAUUGGAAAAUAGGUUGUUCCUCUCCUGUCUGUGACAGCCCCUCACAUAUUGGAAGACUUCUAUCAUGUCACCACUGGUCCUUCUCUUCACUAGACUAAACAUUCCCAGUUCUUGCAACUAUUCUUCAUAUGUUUUAGCUGAGCUUCAUUUCUCUGGUCCAGUGUGGUUGAGGGGUACUCCUUUGCUGGGCGAGCAAAAGCGAAUAUGGAUCUCUAGAAAUUAUGUUUGCUAGAUUAGCAAAAAUAUUUCCCAGUGCUUCAGCGAUAUGUUGGAAGUGUGGAAAGGAGGUUGGCACCUUCUUUCAUAUGUGGUGGUCUUGCCCCGAGACAAAAAAGUUUUGGACAAAAAUACGAAAUUGGCUCUAGAAAUUAUGUUUGCUGCCUUGAGUUAUUUCUAUAUAUAAUAAAGGGGGAUAUAAACUAUAUCAUAUAUAUAUAUAUAUAAAAUAAAUGUAUGUAUUUUUACUUACUAAGAAAAUGUAUAUAGCAGCCUAACUCGUAUGAUUCCACACGAUUUACAGCAAUAAAACCUUAAUAGAGAAACCAGUAAAUCCUCAUAUAUAGCAAAUGGCAAAAUGCAAAGCCUCCACAUUUAAAAUAUACUUGCCCUGCAAAUACAGGGCACUUCUAGCAAGGUUGAUGGCAAUUUGAUUAUCUGAAGAUUCCAAAAAGGUGACUCUUGCUUUUGUUCAAUUUAUAAAUUUACUUACCUUACUAA